UUUAUCUCUGCUUUCCUUUCUUCUGGAUUUGGUGGUACCAAACGCAGCCUUAGUAAUAUAAUAUAGUGCGAAGAGGAGAGAGAGAGAGAGAGAGAGAGAGAGAGAGAGAGAGAGAGAUGGCGUCGGUGGUGAAGAAUGUGAUCAGAUCGGUGAGAGAAAAGGGUUUCGGUGCCUUCCUCAGAGAGCUCAAGGAUGAAGGCUACUUGAGGUGCCUUCCGGAUGGAAAUCUCUUGCAAACCAAGAUCCACAAUAUUGGGGCAAGGCUUGUUGGUAUUGAUAAAUUUGGUAAUAAGUAUUAUGAGAAACUUGAAGACACACAAUAUGGAAGGCACAGGUGGGUUGAAUAUGCAGAGAAAACUAGGUAUAAUGCCUCCCAGGUUCCACCUGAAUGGCAUGGCUGGCUCCACUUCAUAACUGAUCACACAGGAGAUGAGCUUCUUUUACUGAAACCAAAAAGGUAUGGUGUUGAGCACAAAGAAAAUUUGUCUGGAGAAGGUGAGCAGUAUAUAUAUCAUUCCAAGGGACAUGCACUUAAUCCAGGGCAGAGAGACUGGACCAGUUACCAAUCAUGGGAGUCCAAGGCCUGAAACCGUGAAUAUGAUGCAUCUUUGAGUGACAGAUGUUCUGGACGUUUGUUUUUUUCCCCUCGAAAAAUGGUUUUGCCUUCAUUUCGUGUAGUGGGGAGCAGUUUUUUUUUUUUAAACAAUAAAAUGAAUUAUUUGCUGUGAAAACAGACAAUUGGCUUUGAUCGUUAAAAUUUUCUAAUUAUACUGUCACCACCCCAUGUAUGUGAUCCUGUUAAAAGUAUUUGUUCGUAUUUACAAUAAUCUUUUACAUAAUCUAUUAUUCGUAGAACUACUUUUUUGAUUAAAUUGACUGAUGCAGAGUUUGUAAUUAUUAAACUAAACACUUUAUUUGAAAUUUUUUUCGCACAUCUCUUGCUUUAUGUCAUGUAGUAUACGAACAUCUAAUAUUUUGAAAAAUAAUACUUCCGUUU
Molecule: messenger RNA, 997 nt
Organism: Abrus precatorius (Indian licorice)
Lineage: Eukaryota; Viridiplantae; Streptophyta; Magnoliopsida; Fabales; Fabaceae
Product: probable NADH dehydrogenase [ubiquinone] 1 alpha subcomplex subunit 12
Exons: 5
Coding region: 117-587 (156 amino acids)
Biological process (GO): response to oxidative stress; mitochondrial respiratory chain complex I assembly
Cellular component (GO): membrane
Source: RefSeq, a predicted model, not a curated record